GGUCGCUAGGCAUGAUGGGUAAGCGAAGAGCAAGGACAUAAAAACUCUGCGUAARGGGAAAAAAGUUUAGUCCAAAAAAUACAAAAUUGUAGCGAGAACUACAGUUAUUUAACCCCUUAUAAAACAUGUACAGCUGAAGACAMGCAUUUGGACUUUAACUUUAACCUGUUCAAUGGAUCCUGGAGUUAUUUUGCUGUUCGUAUGGACAUGUUUUUUGGCCGUGUUUUCAAGCGGUGUUGCCGAAGUUUACACCAACACAUGGGUGGUCUAUACGGAUAAAGGCAAAGAAURUGUCGAUGAAAUAGCAGAAAAAAAUGGGUUUAUUAAUCAUGGACAGCAGGGAGGACUCGAAGGGUACUAUUUGCUUGAGCAUAAAAACUUAGCAAGGCGGACGAGGCGGAGUUUGCAUAGACAUACGACGGAUUUUUUACAAGAGACUCACAUCAAAUAUGCUGAACAACAGAAGGUGCUUCGGCGACAGAAGCGAGAAGCUUUCAACGAUCCUUAUUAUUCCGACCAGUGGUACCUACACAACACAGGUCAAACACCAGGYCCAAAGGGCCUAGACAUCAACAUAUUACCAGUGUGGAAAAAGAAUAUAACUGGCAAAAAUGUAGUAGUUACAAUAUUAGAUGAUGGAAUAGAAUACACACACCCAGAUUUAAAAGAUAACUAUGAAGCCUCGGCAAGCUGGGAUUUUAAUAGUCAGGAUAGUGAUCCCUUGCCAAGAUAUAGCAGGGAUAAUAUUAAUAAACAUGGCACUAGGAUGGUGAUGUAACAGACGCCGUGGAAGGAGCAUCAUUAUCACUCAAAACCAAUUUUAUUGACAUAUAUAGUAGUAGCUGGGGUCCUGAUGAUGAUGGCAGGACAGUAGAUGGCCCUGGUACUGUUGCUAAAAAAGCCUUCAGACAAGGGAUCAGCAAAGGACGUAAAGGUCUUGGUUCCAUCUUUGUAUGGGCAACAGGCAAUGGUGGYAAAUUUAAGGAUUACUGUAAUUGUGAUGGCUACAUAACCAGUAUAUACACCAUCGCCAUUGGAGCUGUCGAUGACCAUGGCAAAUCACCCUGGUAUUCCGAACCAUGCCCAUCCACACUUGCCGUCACAUACAGUAGUGGAGCUGCAAAUGGAAAGGUUCCUGACCUUAAGAUUGUAACAACAGAUAUACAUCACAAGUGUACUAAAGAUCACAGUGGAACUUCAGCUGCUGCUCCUCUUGCUGCUGGAAUAUUUGCCCUGGUUCUCGAGGCCAAUCCCAAACUCACCUGGCGAGACCUGCAACACCUWGUAGUCAAUACCUCYAAGAAGAACGACCCAGAUGACYCUGAGUGGAUCAUCAAUGGUGCAGGACAUCAUGUUAACAACAAGUAUGGAUUUGGUGUUCUUGAUGCUGCAGCGUUAGUAGACCUAGCCACCCAUCCCAAAUGGAAAACMGCUAACAAACAGCAUGUUUGUAGAGAGUUAGGCGACAUUAGUGACAAAGUAAUCCCAAGAAAGGGAACAUUUACAUCUUCUUUGUAUUCCAAUGGAUGUAUGGGAAAAACCAACAAAAUCACAAGAUUGGAACAUGUACGAGUGUAUAUAACUCUCAGCCAUCCACGYAGGGGGGCGCUGAGUAUAACAUUGAUAUCACCAUCGGGUACAAGGUCUGAACUUUUAAAGCAAAGACAGGAGGAUUACUCAAGYGAUGGAUUCCAAAACUGGCCAUUCAUGACAGUCUUCUCUUGGGGAGAGAAUCCUCGGGGAAUCUGGACGAUCCAAGUUACUGACCAUGGUAACUACCAGGGACAAUUUAAGAGAUGGUCUCUAAGGCUGUACGGCUCGUCUGUGGAAGUCAACAAAAAUAUCACAGACAYUGAAAAACAAAGCUGUCAGAAGCACUGUAAAGUCAACUGUCCUAAUGAGCCAUUUGCUUAUGUCUGUAAUAAUUGUUCACUGUAUUGUCAAUGUGAGACGGGAGAGUGCGUAUCACUAUGUGACGAGGAUGACGAGGUUGAUGAAAAAGCCAAACAUUGCUURCCUGCCAAGACUUUAACCAUGGACGAUAAAGAAACUUGUUCAAAGAAUUGUCCUAGAAAAUGUCCCUCUAAUAAGUAUUGUAAUUGUCAUAAUGGACAUUGCAUGAGUAUUUGUGGCAGUGGAAACAAAGUCGAUGAGAAGCUAAAACAUUGUUUACCGCCAGCUGGCAGUCAUUCUGGAGACAAUGACGAAGAGUACAGCACAGGAGAGCUAUCUACAUUCGUCAAGUGGUUGAUAAUAUUCAGUUUACUUGCAAUUCUCUUGGCUACGGUACUUGUAAUGUAUUUGUUUAAAGCRAGUGGGAGGUUUUGUUGGGCAAGACCAGACAUAAACAAGAAAAGUGUACAACGAAAUGUUAGUUAUGCACCGGUGUCUCUGAAUAAUCCUGAGGGRCACAAUGUUACCAUAUUGGAACAAGAACAACAGAGUCUAGUACUUUGAAGCAGYCACUUGAUGGAGAUUAUACUGCUUUGAUGUUAUAUUUAUGUAUAUGUUUUGUUCAAUUAUAUGAAUCACCCACGUUCCAGGUUUUAYUGCACACCUUUUUAGUUCUGACACGUUUUAUACAACCACUUCACUACAGUGACAAUAGGCCAUUGGCAACAAACAGUCCCAUAUCGCUUUGAUAACGAAUUAUUUCAGCCAAAGGUCCCUUGGGAAGGCUCUGCCGGAUGGCAAACAAACGUUAACAUGCUUCGUAUCUUGAAAUCGAAAUUAUAAUAUAAGGUUAAAAGGGUAUUUUGAAAAAUUUUGUUUGGAUAUGACAUUAGUAAUCCAGCAAAGUUAUUUAAACAAAGAAAGUCAAAAUUCAGUUUUUGCCAUCCAGUAAAAUUCAUGUGAUUAUUUCAUGCAAAUGGCCUAUCCAGACCUAUUUAAGGAUCUGUUUAUGUGAGGGUAGAGUUUUCUGAAUCAAAAACCUGUUUGACAUUCAUAUCCAAAAGCAUUGUUGACCUAAACUAAGGACGCCCUACCUUCAUAUCAUCAGAUUCAACAUUACCACAAGUGUGUAAGGCACAAAAUCAGUUGUUAGAAAAAAUAUUUAGGUCGGACAUUAUUUUUCAUGAACGGGAAAUCUUUAACUACAAGUCAUCUUUUUACAGUUCUGUUGGAACCAUUUGGGGGUUGUAGAAUUCUGGUACACAGCGCGCAGGAAGCGCAGUGCAUUCGGGGUUUAGUCUGGAUAUCUUGCCUAUUAUAUUUUUCAAUCUUGACCAAACAUCGUGUGUGCAGGUCAAGGGACAUUAAUUCUCCCAUAUUUACGAAAAAAGAUGGCUUGCAGUAUACAUUGAAACAAAAACUGUUACACAGAAAUGCAACUUGUCAGAGCUUAUUAAUCUGUUCUGAAACAAAAUUAUUAAGCAACCUAUGGGGACGACAAAUUAAAUAUUGGGAGUAAAAGAGAUGACUUUCUUAUUGACCUGUGAACAAAAAUAUUCUACACGAUCAACUAUAUUGCCUAAUAUACAUUUGCAUACGACCAGAAACUUUUAACUUUAUGGACAUUUUUAAAAAUGCCUUACGAAAAUCCAAUACCAACCAUUAUUUUAUAAAUUAUUUGAUAUUUUUACAARUCAGAUGUCAAUGUUGAUCUAYCGGAUYAUUGUCUUUAUUUACCUGUAAAUUUGUACAGAUGGCAGAUUUCGUAUUAGAAAUARCUUAGGGUGCUKUAACUCUAAAAUGGCUUCCCAAUUCRACCAAAUCGAAUCACCAAAGGAUAGUUACUCCGUCGAGUGUAUAUCUAAUUACAGAAUCGUCCUGUUUCUGUUUUUGUUUUUAUGAUAAGACAUGGAAGUUAAGACUGAAGAGACUUAUAGGUAAUCUCCCAAUGCGGCAUCAAUAAGAUAUAGAACAUAAUUUUCUUAAAUAUGUUGAAUUUUUGUAAUCUAUAAACAUGGAAUGUGGGCUCAACAUCCUGUUAACUCAUAAGCAUAUGAUUAUCGUAAAUAUAUUUUCCUUUAAUAGCUUCUCAACUUCUAUACUUUGUACAGUCAACUCUCAUUACAGCGGACACCCUCGGGACUGUCACUUYAUGUCCGUAAUAGCGAGCGUCCGCAAUAAYGAGAAUUAAUUACGGUCAUUUCUUUGUCAUUAUUUUUGCCGGGGAUUUUGCUCCUGUCUGUAAUAGCGAGGUGUAAGUAAUAUCAGGGUGUGCGCAAGGCRAGAGUUGACUGUAWUUUUGAACAGUUCGAUUCUGCAAUUAGAUAUACACUCGAUUGCAAAAUCCGAUCGUCGGAUUCAAAAUAUAAAACAGAGAAACUGAGACUAAGAGGUAUUCUGGGAAAUGACAAUUAUCCUUUGGUGUAUUCAUUUGAGAACACAGAUAUGACGCACGAUGUUGUGUUAGAAGCUUCCAUACUUACUGUCGGAAAAACAAUUUUCGGACAUUCCAGAAGUUGUAUCAUUAGAUACAUAUUACCAACGUACUUCCCAUUUUGGCCUCAACUUCUGUUGAUGUUUGUGGUUUGAACCGACAAUGAUUUUGUAAUAGCCGAUAUCAUAGUUACACUCUGUUGGCUUCAAACAAUCGUGCAUUUGGGUCAGUUUCUAUACAUUUAUUGCAUUUACCCAAAUGGCUCGACUUGAAACUUAAUAAAUCGAAGUCAGUUUUCUAAGUAAAUAGUUUGAAAAAGCCAUUUCAUGCGCUCGCUCAGUACGCGUGUGACGGAUGUCGUAAGCACAAGCAGGUCUAGUCUCUAAUCGACAAUGGUUCUAAGCCAAUCAGCGCCCGAGAAAUUUCCAAGUUAUGGUAAAAAAAUAAUUUUGAAGCCAAUAGAGUGUAUUUCUGGUAUGUGCUAUUGAGGGUAUAUACUUAUUUCAAUAAAGUUAGUCAUCAAAAACCUACAAAGCUGAGAUUCAUACGAAACUCUCAUUACCAAAAAGUAAAAAUUUGUAUACAAGUAGCAUUCUUUACGGUUUCUAAAAAUAGAUAUCGCAAAGCCCUGCGGGAUCGAAAUGCGGACAAACAUUGCAAAUAAAGGCUCGAUUACAUGAAAAAGAAGAAGAAUUUCAGUCGAAGAACUAUAGUUUUUACAUGAAUUGGAAACACAAGACUACAAAACAUUGUUGCAGCAUGUGCCCAUGUUCGCUGGGCUUGGCUUGUCCUCUAUUCAAGACCAUGAUGCACAAUUGUGACAUCGUCCGUGGAAAACGCUAUUGUCACUUGUCUUGAGAAAGCUCACAGGUGAAGCUGUAACUGGUAAAAGAUCCCAAGUCUAUCAUUGGUUACGAAGCAGUUAAAACAUGUAAAAUGUAUCUACAAAACUAUAAUCUUUGGCAUGGUCAGCUAUGUAGCUUUUCAGGUGACUAACUUUAUUGAAAUGGGUAUAUAAUUUAAAAUAAUUGAUGUCAUAAGGUGAAGAUGACUCAUGAGGGGGUAAACGUUCGCAUCCAUAGAUUAUUAAAUACUGAAUACUUUCAUACAAGAAA
Molecule: messenger RNA, 5442 nt
Organism: Actinia tenebrosa (Australian red waratah sea anemone)
Lineage: Eukaryota; Metazoa; Cnidaria; Anthozoa; Actiniaria; Actiniidae
Product: proprotein convertase subtilisin/kexin type 6
Biological process (GO): protein processing
Cellular component (GO): Golgi membrane; trans-Golgi network
Molecular function (GO): serine-type endopeptidase activity
Source: RefSeq, a predicted model, not a curated record